Molecule: messenger RNA, 1965 nt
Organism: Erythranthe guttata (spotted monkey flower)
Lineage: Eukaryota; Viridiplantae; Streptophyta; Magnoliopsida; Lamiales; Phrymaceae
Product: WD repeat-containing protein 26 homolog
Molecular function (GO): protein binding
Source: RefSeq, a predicted model, not a curated record
AGUACUCAGUAGACGCUCAUAUUUUUCCUUUGGAGGGAAAAAACAGUUUCAGCUUCAAACUGAAAAACAGCUUUAUCAAAAUUCAACUUUUUGAAUCGCAAUUUCAUUUUCUUUUUUCUCCAUUAAUUUCUUCAAAUUCGCUAUCGAUUUGCUUCAAGAAUCGCACGCACAAUCGCAGUUCUCUGAAGAUUUUGGAAAAUUCUGGAAUUAUCAGCCGGUUGAAGUUCUAAUUACGCAGGUGAUUGUUACUCCAUGGAUUUGCCCUCUACAUCAUCUCAAGGGGGUGGCAAUGAAGUUGUUCAUUCGAACAUGGUUCUUAAGAAAAAUAAACUCGUUCGAGGUAUAAAGAGGCUGUUAUAUUCGUUCGGCUGUGAUAGGGAAGGGAAGAGUCUAGAGAAAGGGCCCGGAAUAGAGUUGCAUAAAGAACGAGUAGAUUUGUUUAUCGAGCAAAUACUCGAUGGUAAAUGGGAUGAAAGUCUAUCUACACUUCGUGAUAUUGGUAAAAAAUAUGUUGACAAGAUAUCCUUGCUUAUAUUGGAGCACAAAUUUUACGAACUGUUAUCUGGAGACAAAGUCAUAGAAGCUAGUAAGACUCUUAGGUACGAGAUCGCUCCACUUGAGAACAGUGAUGAAAUAACUCGUAAGCUCUCUGCUUUGAUUUUAUCUCCAUCCCAGAAUUUAUGCGGUCAAGAAUCGGGACUCUGGUUUCGUAGUAGAGUAUUAGAGGAUUUGGAAAAUCUGCUUCUCACUACAAAAUCAUUGAAGUUUAAUCAUCAACGUGGAAAAGACGAGGUUCCUUAUAAUACACAGACAUUAAAGAGUUCCGGGCAGGGUGAAGUGUGGUCCAUGCAAUUUUCUGACUGUGGGCAAUAUUUGGCUGCCACCAGUGGUAAUCGUGUGAAUAUGUGGGAGUUUCGGGAGUCCGGCUCGAUUGUGCCUUGGAGUACAUUAGUGGGUCACAUACAACCAGUCUCGUAUAUUACAUGGAGAAGCAAUGCUCUUCAACUUCUGACCUGUGGUGUAGAGGAGAACGUGAGGCGGUGGAACACUUCUCGCACAGGAAUCUGUCUCCACACGUACCGAAGAGAGAAUCUUGGCACAGUCUCGUGUGCGUGGGCCCCAGAUGGGGAGAGUAUAUUCGCUGGUCUUAAUAACGGCAGUAUUGUCAUGUGGAAUCUACAAGGAGAAGAGCUUCGAAUUUGGGAAGGCAGUAGAACCACAAGGAUUGCUGACCUGGCGAUCGCUCGUGGCAGUGGGGAGCUCAUAACUACCUGUAAUUACCGUACGAUACGUUUCUUCGGAUGGGAGACCGGCGCCGAGAGAUUCAUCAACGAAGAUGCCGAUAUAGUUUCGUUUUCAGUGUCGGAAGAUGGUUUUUAUCUGCUUGUUAGCUUGGCCAAUGAAACAAUUGAUCUGUGGGACAUACGACCUGAAAAUCCCGGGUUGUUGAAGACUUUCGAGGGGCAUAAACGUAAAAGAUACGUUGUGAGGGCUUGUUUUUGUGGACUGUUUAUUGCUAGUGGAAGCGAGGACUCCAAGGUAUACGUGUGGCAUAGGGGAACGGGAAGGCUGGUUGGUGUGUUUGUUGGUCAUUCGGACACUGUGAACUGUGUGAGCUGGAAUCGAGCUCGUCAUCUUAUGCUGGUUUCUGGAAGUGACGAUCGUAUCGUAAAAGGCUGGGAUGUUCUUGAGACCACGUACUCUACUGUUUUGAUAAGAGAACGUGAUUACCUGGUGCUGCAAGUGAGGCAAUUGAUUGAAAUGAUGAAUCAAUUGCAGAUUUAAAUCACAUGAAGUUGUGUCUGGAAAAAGGAAGAGAUGAGUAAAGACAAGAAAGUAUACAAUCAAUCAUAUGUUGUUUCAUAUGUGGAUUUUCUUGAUUAGUUGUAUAGUUUGUUUACACUUUUGCUAUUUUUUUUUCUUUUUUCUUUUGUAAAUUGAAUUCUACACAUUGGAAAUUGACAG